UUACAUAAGUGGCCUCUCAGUCAGCAGAAUGAGGGCAGCCAAAAUCAAGUCAUGUGACGUCCUUCAGACAGUACACAGAGCGUGUGAUGGAUCUACGGAGAUACCAGUGGAACACAAUAACCUCGUGCUUCCAGGGAGACCUUGUCUACACUGCUGCGAUGACAGACUCCUGUUUGAGUUCGAUCAGAUGUCGUUCUGCCUGGCGGAGCUGCACUUGUGGUCCUUCAGGAACAGCCUGCGUGUCCCAGAUACAGAUAUUGGCACAUACCAACUCUAUGAAAAAGGAGAACCAGCCUUUCCUACAGAUCAGCAUUACUACAAUGAGAAACAGCAGUUUGCAGACAGUCGGGGUUACCCAUGGUUCCUUAGUAACCGUCGUCCAGAGAAGCUGCGUGAUGCCCUAAAGGAACUAGAGGAGCUGCUGCAGUCAUGCCCGGUCAUGAGUGUCAGAUGGAGAAGCAAGCAGUGCUGUCAGAUGCUGUUGAGAUCAGGUGUGUUGGUGACCCUUAUCCUGGGCGGAGCUCAGGUUGAACGAGUGGCCAUUGACAGAACGCUGGUGGGGCGACUACCUGCUGACACCAUCAGCGACGCGGUGAUUGGCGAUCGCUUCCUGCUGUUCUCGCUGAUGGAGAGGAGUCAGGUGUGUCAAGUUUACCUGAACAGGAAGAACCAGAGUUCACCUGAACCAGCACGACACAUGGAGAAACUCACAGCUGCGGAGAUUAAGGUUUCAGUGAUGGAUAUACCUGGCGGGGGACGCCGCAUGGAGCGCCGCAUGGGGCUGAACCGGACGCAGGAUGUGGCCGUGUGCUGGUGGCCGCUCUGUAACGAGGAGGUUAGGCCUUGGUCUCCCAUCCCUAGUGCAGCGGACAGAGUGAACCUGGUGCUGCUCGCCUGCUCGGAUACCCCGGGGCUUACGGUAUUGAGCUCUGUUCGGACUGACGGGAACCCUAUUGACUGCAGAUUCAGUCUGACCCAACCCUACCAUGUCCUGACUGUGGAGCUGCACCAAGAGGCCAAACACUCCACUUCAGGACUGCAUGAGGAGGCCCAGCCUCCUGAUGUCCAAACCUGUGUGUAUGAAUCUGCUCAUGGACGUCUCCAGCGUCUGUCCAGCACUCCUCUAUCCCUCACAUCCAAACCCAUUACCUGUAGUCGUGAUCCGUUGGAGCGCUGGGUUCUACUGGGGCUUCAAGACUGCUCUGUGGUACUUUUCGACCCUCAGACAGGCCUCACCCAGUGGGCCACCUGCUCCAUGGUGCCGACGGUGCUGGCAUGGCAUCCUUCAGGAGCUCUGCUGAUGGUGGGCGGAGGUCAAGGCGAGCUCCAGUGCUUUGAUAUGGGACUCUCGCCUCUCCCUCUGCGUUUAGUGAGUGAAGAACUGGUCCCAGCUCUGCAGGUCCCAGUCCUGCAGCUCUCUCAUCACAUGAAAACCUCAGAGGGGCUAGAAGGGAUCCAAUGGGCCUACUGUCCGAUAUCCCAGGGAAACGAGGGUCUGGAGGCACAUGAUUUACUGCUGCUUCGAUUUCACGAAGGGCCGCUUGCUGCGUUGAAGCUAAGACUGGGUGUGUUUAAUGGUGCUCAGCUAGGCCCAGGCGAUUUAGUACAGCACCGUUUGCGCUGUGAGGAGGUGGAUGCAGCACUGGGAAUUCUGGGUAAUAUGGACUGGGCCAUGAUGGGAGCGGAGUGUUACAGGUCACUCAUCUCCAUCACAGAUCACCUGCUGAGAAAACCACUGGACCAGCAGACUGAAGAUCAGUUGGAGUCAGCGCUGGGGCUGUUUUAUGCUCCCUGCAGACCCCUCUCAAACACUGUCAUACUGGAGUACAGAGACCCCAUCAGCAGAUACGCCCGCCGAUUCUUCCAUCACCUGCUCAGACACCAGCGGUUUGAAAAAGCCUUCUUGCUGGCUGUAGAUAUCGGAGCUAGAGAUCUGUUCAUGGACCUCCAUUACGUGGCAGCAGAUAAGGGUGAGGUGGUGUUAGCCGCUGUAGCCAAGAAGAAGGCUAAUGAAAUAGACGCAGAGGCACAAACAUCGGCACCAGAUGAGUGUCAGUCAGCAUACGGAGAGCAGAGUGGAGUCAAGCUACGAACAACCAGCAGCGACAGACAUGUUCACGACCCCAAACACUGGAGCACUGCAUCAAGGGCUGCAGAAACGUCGACUUCUGAGGCUAUGGAUGACCUCUCUAACACCCUGACAAGUCAUCGCACCUGGCCUUGGAAACACACAGAAAUCAACCUUGUUGAUCGGAACACACAGGUGCCUGAGGAGGGGAAACUGAAAGUUAUUCAUUUUGGUUUAGUCUAAAUCAAUGCUAUUUUUACGAUAGAAAAAUGUUUUUUAACUUAAAAAAAAAAGUUUAACUGAUUAAAUGUGCUUAAACUGUAAAACUACUGUCAAAUAAAACAUAUUUUUGUAUUUUUUUUAAAUUCUUUUUUUUAGCUUGACAGUGUUUUUUUUUUUUUUAAUGAAUUUCUUGUCACAUAAUUUGUCACACUCUAUCUUGGAAAAGGGGUUGUAAGAUCCCGUUUAGCCUUGUUGAGUAAAUAUAUAUAUAUUUUAACCUACAUUUCCACGGUUAUUCCUCUUUCUGUUACAUAUAUUUCCUAACCAUUCUGGCCUGUGCCAGUCACUAUCACAUUAUCAGAAUGGAUGUUUGAGGGUCUGUGCAAACCACUUUUUUUUAUUUUAGUAACACUUCAGUUUCUUUGAGCAUGGUGGCACAGAGGCCACACUAGUAUCCCUGUUCUUGAUCACAGGAUCAGUGGUGCGGCUUGUGGGCUGGGUUUAAUUCUCCACCUGUUUGGUAUAUGAGAUUACACGCAGAAGAAAUGCAGAGGGGAUACGCAGCGCGUGUCUCUAAAGAGGAGGCUGCCGUUUUCCCCCCACAGUCUUCAUACACAGCGGCCGUGUCAGAACUGUCGCCGACCUGCUCUCCGAACUUAAUCUGACAGCACCCAGCCAUCCAUAAUCCCUCACUGUAUCGUAAUCUAUUUACUCUGCAUUCUAAGAGGAUUUUCUUUUUUAAAAAAGUAUAUAUACAAGAUAUAUAAAUAUGAAUUGAUGCUGGAAAUGGAGGAAGGGUCAGGAGAGGAAGCUUUUGUGUUGCCACCUCUGUUUUUAUGUCUGUCUGUUACCUAUUCUUUGCACGUUUUAAGGACAAAUCAGUAGUACUGUUGUAACCUUAUCAUUUUUAAGCAUAUAUUAAAACAUUGUUUUAUAUGUAUUAUCUAUUGCAAUGUAUAUAAUAUGUAUUACACACACAC
Molecule: messenger RNA, 3270 nt
Organism: Megalobrama amblycephala (Wuchang bream)
Lineage: Eukaryota; Metazoa; Chordata; Actinopteri; Cypriniformes; Xenocyprididae
Product: WD repeat containing planar cell polarity effector
Biological process (GO): establishment of protein localization; cilium organization; nervous system development
Cellular component (GO): axonemal basal plate
Molecular function (GO): protein binding
Source: RefSeq, a predicted model, not a curated record